Molecule: messenger RNA, 1527 nt
Organism: Nannochloropsis gaditana CCMP526
Gene: EIF2AK
Product: eukaryotic translation initiation factor 2-alpha kinase
Exons: 1
Coding region: 1-1527 (508 amino acids)
Biological process (GO): protein phosphorylation
Molecular function (GO): ATP binding; protein kinase activity
Source: RefSeq, a predicted model, not a curated record
AUGAGCGAGCACAGUCGCAUUUCCGAUUGGUCGGAGGAAGAGGAGGAGGACGUGUCGGGCUACAGUGAAAGCGACACGAAGCGGGAGGAUGCAGAGCAAAGUAAUGGCUUGGUCAUAUGGGCGAGGUCCCCGGAUGUCUCGGUCGACUCGGGGGAGGGAGGAGCGGCCUCUGCCCACAGCAUGUCCUCCACGUCCGGUGGAAGGGUGCGUUGUGAGGGUGGGAGCAGCAGCAGUCACGGAAAGGGCGAGAGCAGUCGCCCGACAGGGGAAAGGCUUCCUUCACGCAGGAAAAGCAAUGCACCUAGUCCCACCUCCAAGCGAGGCUGGCAGUACUCCAGCGUAUCCUUAGACAAUCAGACAGGGAACGACGGCGUUGCAAAGAGGAAAACACUCACAUAUACCCGAGGCAAAGCUCGCCGGCGUCGUGAGCCGGUCGUGUUCGACCUGUGUCUGUACAUUCAGAUGCAAUACUGCUCCAACCGCACCCUCAAAGACUUCCUUGAUGCGCCCUCACGCGCUCACAGGGUUGACAAGGCGGAAGCCCUCCAGCUUGCAUUGCAGAUUGCCCGUGGCGUCACGUACGUCCAUGCACGCGGGCUGAUCCAUCGGGACUUGAAGCCGACGAAUUGCUUCCUGGUGGGCGAGAAGGGCCACACGGUGAAAAUCGGGGACUUUGGUCUCUCACGCCAUGUAGGGGCGGUGGAAGGGGUGGAUGGACGCAAUGGCGCCGGCACACCACCCUCUCCGGCGGGGGCGAGGAAGGGGAACGAGGGAAAGAGCUGGACAGAUGGGGUUGAGGACGGCGAGGAAUUCGGGAACACGGCGGGGGUGGGAACACCUGUGUACGGAAGCCCAGAGCAGCUGAGUGGCGGCGAUUACGACGAGAAAACGGACGUGUUUUCGUUGGGCGUGAUGCUUUUCGAGCUCUUUCACCCGGCUUUUGGCACGGGGAUGGAGCGAAUGCUGACGAUGCGGAAGAUCCACGAGGGGAAGAUGCCACCCGCCUGGUCCGACGAGAACGGGGAGAUGGUGGAGAUGCUCGGGCGGAUGCUGAAUCGUCUCCCCGCCCGCCGACCUCGGGCCGCAGAGGUGGUGUCGAAGCUGGAGUUCCUACAGGGCAAACCGUUAGUCCUCCCCUUGGACUUCGAUCAGUUUCCUAGGGACGCGGUGCUUCUGCGGGCGGAGACGGGGGAAAGGGACGGUAUGCUUCAGGAGGUGAUCAAUGGGAUCAAGGCUCAGGGAUCCGCAGGGGUCAUGAAGCAGUACGGCUUCCGAAGCAGCAGUGACGGGCGCGCGAUCAUCGAGGUGUUGCUGGACGGAUCGGGGGAGGGGAAGGGGGAAGAAAUCGACAGGAUUGUCAAGCAUUUGAGAGGAGUGGAGGACAUGAUCUCGUGCAACCUGGUUGGUGUGGGCCCCAAUCCUGCGUCCUUCUCCACCUUUAUCCCACCUCCCUCGCCGCUGUCCACUUCCCUUGACUCCUCAACGACGGCGCUGCCAGUCUCCGGAACAGAGGAAAGAGGAGAGUGA